UUCACUGUGAUGGCUCAAGUGAUCAAAGUCGUUUUUCAAUGCAGUUGCUUCUGAAUGCAUUGAAAAAGCAAGUUAGGCAUUUCACUGGUUUGGGAAAUACCCUUAUGACUUACAACCUUAGGCCUGUCAUUGAAGAAAUUCAAAGGUCUGCGGAGGAUAGUGGUGACAGACGAAAUUUGAAGAUGUGCUUGGGGAUGCUAAAGUCCAUGAGAAAUCGUUGUGAUCAGAAUUUUGUUGCUUAUAGAAAGGGUCUUGGUGUUGUUUGCAACAAAAAAGGUGGAUUCGGUGUAGAUGACUUUGUUGUUGAAUUCUUUGGGGAGGUUUACCCUUCUUGGAGAUGGUAUGAAAAGCAAGAUGGUAUUAAACAUAUACAAAACAACAGUGAAGAUCAAGCUCCUGAGUUUUACAACAUUAUGUUAGAAAGGCCAAAGGUUUUGUUGAGUCUCUGA
This is a messenger RNA of Zea mays, 449 nucleotides long. RefSeq names its product histone-lysine N-methyltransferase ATXR3. The record is from RefSeq and is a predicted model, not a curated record. The transcript is spliced from 3 exons. The coding region runs from base 39 to 449 and encodes 136 amino acids. Lineage: Eukaryota; Viridiplantae; Streptophyta; Magnoliopsida; Poales; Poaceae.